Hypoxylon fragiforme is the source of this 1728-nucleotide messenger RNA. RefSeq lists its product as uncharacterized. The transcript is spliced from 5 exons. Lineage: Eukaryota; Fungi; Ascomycota; Sordariomycetes; Xylariales; Hypoxylaceae. The record is from RefSeq and is a predicted model, not a curated record. Bases 1 to 1728 code for a protein of 575 amino acids.
AUGCAGGCCAAUGCCGAAGAGACGUUGAUGGGGCCGGUUGCCGAGUUUGCAGACGCUUGGGACUUGUUUGCGUCCUCAACGGCGUACCCUUGCCGCCCCACCCAACGCCACUUCCGGGGCUGGCUAUUCCACAUUGCGAUAACUGUCGGUUUACGGGGAAGAAAUGCGACUAUAAGAGACCGAUGCUAUGCGAACAAUGUUGAAUGUACUGGAUCUAAAUUUGGAGCCGUUGCCCGAGGUGUUCCGGGAGAUGAUAUGUGGGGAUACUAUCUCAACCUGGGGAGUGGCCCUACUGGCGUUGACGACCCAAAUUAUGUGCCUUGGCAGCAACCCCCUGAUUACCAUUUACAAUAUCAACGGUGGAUGAGUGGUGACAAGACCAUUCCGAAUCUAGCUAACCCGGCUGCCCCAAAUCUUCAGACAGUUAUAGACAGUCUAAAAGGGCCAUAUCAACUUGUCGUGAACGAAGCACAAAAUAUUGAAAGAGACGGCGGUAAUUUUAAUUUGCGCGCCAUUGCAGACAAGCUGCUCGUAGACAUCAGCGCAUCAAUAAUUGCAGAUUCAUCGCAAGCCGUUCGAGAUCUGUGUUCCUAUGCGCGUCGACAGGCCGUGGUGUGUUCCAGAACCAAUAACUACCAGUAUAGAUCUGUCCCGGUUGCCCCCCCAGACAGUAUCAAACCUGUCGAUGUACGCUGGGUGCAGUACCUAAACCCAAGUGCCGACCUAGACAGGCAGCUUGUAGCGGAGAUAAAGAACGUCUCGGUGGGUCCCAUUGGCCGGCCUCCAUCUCCUGGGCCCGCCAGGCCGGCGUACUUCAUCCCGUGCGACACGAAGGCCGAGCAGAUCCCGGUCCUCCCGAACGACAAUCUCUUCUCGCCGUUCCACCCCCAGCGGGUCGACAUGUCCGUCAUCAGACGAUUCCCGUUCCCGCUGCACCCCAACGAGAUCGCCGAGUCGGCCAUGUCGAGUGUCCCCCUCUCGCGGCUCUGGGCUAAUGGAGCGCUUUGGACUCCCGAGCAAGGCGUGACCUGCGCGAACAACACCGUCUUGGGGAUAUGUGAGAAGGAAACGGUGAGAGCGUGCGAGGAUAGGCGGCAUUUCGAAGCGUUUCCGGUUUGCCAGGACUGCGAUCUGCAUGGCCGAGCACGUUCCCGGACCGAUGACUUUGCCAGGGAAAUCAGAGCCUAUCUCUGUUCGGAAUGUACAUACAGCGUCGUUCCACUGCUGAACAAGUUGAAGAACCAAGGACACUUUUUAUGGGCCGAUAACCCUCUAUUAGGGCAUAGUCUACCCACCCUCAAAGCGGAUUCCAUUACCGCGAACGGUCUGACGGCACGAGCCGGCGGAUGGCAGGGACCGCCAAACCAGUUCACGGGGUGUGGCUGCGGCGUCAAGCUCUGGAACAGAGUGCUCUGCAACCCGCACCGCACACAGUACAUCCUGGACAUGAAGGGCAAAGCGGCUGAGAUGAAGCUUUACUGCAAGCAGUUGUACGGAAAGUCCGUGUGUCCACUGUGCAGGAUCAAUCCCGGCGUCGACCAGUACCACCAUAUAGGCAGUGAUGGGGGCGAGGGAAAUCCGAUCGAGGCGUGGGUUUGCUUGAACUGCCACGCUUACGCUAUUGUGCCCAAGGGUAAGCAGAGCACGAAUGACUGGCAUGAGCUGGUUGACACCUCGCACUUGCAGUGGCCAUAUGGGAUAGGGGAGAUGCCGAAGUACGAGGAUUAA